Messenger RNA from Ogataea philodendri, 1122 nucleotides. RefSeq lists its product as uncharacterized. NCBI's taxonomy places the organism in Eukaryota, Fungi, Ascomycota, Pichiomycetes, Pichiales, Pichiaceae. The record is from RefSeq and is a predicted model, not a curated record. Gene Ontology annotation, cellular component: endoplasmic reticulum; membrane. Gene Ontology annotation, molecular function: iron ion binding; fatty acid 2-hydroxylase activity; heme binding. The transcript has a single exon. Gene Ontology annotation, biological process: fatty acid metabolic process; lipid biosynthetic process. Bases 1 to 1122 code for a protein of 373 amino acids.
AUGAAUUCCAGGCGUCUGCCACUGCUCUCCCGCAAGGAGCUGGAGGUCCACUCCACCAGCACCUCCUGCUGGGUCACCUUAUACAAUAGAAACGUUUACGACGUGACAGAGUUUUUGGAUGAACAUCCUGCCGGAGGUGAUCUGAUUAUGGAUUAUGCGGGCAAAGACAUCACCCAGAUUUUGGCCGACCCGAUUAGCCACACGCAUUCAGAGAGCGCAUACGAGAUGCUCAACGACGAGAUGCUUGUCGGAUACCUUGCCACCGCUGAAGAAGAAGAGGAGCUCCUUUCCAAACACCAGAACAUGGAAGUUAUCCCCGAUACCAUUGAUCUCACCGAAUUUGGCGAACUGCCUUCCGAAGAGCUUUUAAAGGUCAGAACAGACUUGGACGAGGACUACAGAAAACACAAGUUUUUGGACCUUAAUAAGCCUUUGUUGAUGCAAGUCCUGUUUGCAGACUGGUCAAAGAGUUUCUAUUUGGAUCAGGUCCACAGACCAAGACAUUACGGUAAAGGUUCUGCUCCUUUGUUUGGAAACUUCUUGGAACCACUAUCUGUGACUCCGUGGUACGUUGUGCCGAUGAUCUGGCUUCCAGUGAACUUCUACUUCUUCUACAUCGGAUUCACCAACCAGAACAAAAUUUUGGCUCUUGCAUUGUGGUCUUUGGGCCUGUUUGUGUGGACGUUGCUUGAGUACCUGUUGCAUCGGUUCUUGUUCCACCUGGACGAGUUCCUUCCCGAACACCAGCUGGCAUUCACUGUCCAUUUCCUGCUUCACGGUGUGCACCAUUACUUGCCUAUGGACAAGAAGAGACUUGUGAUGCCUCCUACGCUGUUCAUUGUGCUGUGCUAUCCGUUCUACAAGCUGGUGUUUGCCAUCCUGCCAUACUAUGCAGCCUGUUCAGGAUUUGCCGGUGGCUUCUUGGGCUACAUCAUGUACGACUGCACACAUUACAUUUUGCACCACGCUAAACUACCUUCCUAUCUGCAAGAACUUAAGACCUACCAUUUGGAACACCAUUACAAGAACUAUGAGCUUGGAUUUGGUGUGACCAGCAAAUUCUGGGACCAGGUGUUUGGCACUUUGUUGACCCCAGAAGAUGUCUACCAAAAGAAGAACUGA